Triplophysa rosa is the source of this 1245-nucleotide messenger RNA. Its product is annotated as muscle, skeletal receptor tyrosine-protein kinase-like. NCBI's taxonomy places the organism in Eukaryota, Metazoa, Chordata, Actinopteri, Cypriniformes, Nemacheilidae. Bases 1 to 1245 code for a protein of 414 amino acids. The record is from RefSeq and is a predicted model, not a curated record. The transcript is spliced from 8 exons.
AUGGGCACUAGACGGUCCCACCAGGCCUGCCUCCUCUGCGGCAUUCGUCACGGGAACAUGGACAUCGAGGACUACCUGGAUAGGUUCCUGGAUGCCGCAGAGGAGGAUGUCUUCGGGGAGGUGGCAGUGCUGUUUAACGCCGGUCUCAGGGACCCCCUGUCGCGGGCGGAGAUGCGGUCGUUGAGACCGCUCGACUUCGAUGUCGUGUGGCGGUAUGUCAUGAACCGACCGGAGUCCAGGGUCUCAACGCAACACAGCCAUCCAUCUCCGCUGGCUGCCAUACAAGAGGGUCAGACCCUGCAGAUCGGGGUUAUGGGCAUCGCCACACCGCUCUCCUCACCCCCUGCAACUUCUCCACCAGUCAACCUUGGUGGCAAGCGCGGGAGACUCUACCUUGUCUCGUCAGUCUACCCCUUGGACAACAUCAUGACCAAAGGAGUGCAGGGGUGCUCAUGGAUGGCUGGGUUGGACAUCACAGAACAGAGAAUAGUUUUAGAAGAGAAUGUAGAUGCUAUAUGGAGCUCAAUGUAUUAUGAUUCCCGAUAUGUUAUACGAGAAAAUGGCCAAAUACUGAUCAUUCCCAAUGUGAAGGAUUCAGAUAAUGGAGAAUACUGCUGCACUGCAAACAAUGGGGUUGGAGAACCAGCCAAGAGCUGUGGAGCGUUACAACUGAAGAUGAAGCCUGAAAUUAAAAGGCAUCCGACAAAUGUGACGUUGCUUCUGGAGUCAAAGGCUGUGUUGCCAUGUGUAGCAUUAGGAUAUCCCAAACCAGAAAUCACCUGGAUUAAAGAUGAGGAUUUGAUAAAGGUUAAUAGUCGCAUUUCAGUGUUAGAAUAUGGUGCACUAAAAAUUAAUAACAUCAAAAAAGAAGAUGCUGGGCAGUAUCGCUGUGUAGCCAGGAAUAGUUUUGGGAUUGCUUAUUCCAGACCAGUUACCCUUGAAGUACAAGCUCCUGCCAAAAUACUAAAAGUUCCCAAAGAGAAGAAAGUUCAGAUUGGAUCAGAAGUUGCAUUAGAGUGUAAUGCCACUGGCAACCCAAUCCCAUCAAUCACCUGGCUUGAAAAUGGCAAUACGAUUUCUGGAGCAUCAGUGGAGGAGAUUAUUGUAGGGAAUGUCAUAGUGUCCAUUCUGCGUGUAGUGGUACAUAAACCCGCUCUCUACACUUGUCAAGCUACUAACCAGCACAGUGGAGGAAUCAACACUGUUAAAGCCACAGCAAAAGUAACCGUUUCAGGUAAGACUUAG